Lytechinus pictus (painted urchin) is the source of this 5729-nucleotide messenger RNA. RefSeq names its product nuclear receptor subfamily 5 group A member 2-like. Gene Ontology annotation, biological process: hormone-mediated signaling pathway; tissue development; regulation of transcription by RNA polymerase II. The record is from RefSeq and is a predicted model, not a curated record. Gene Ontology annotation, cellular component: RNA polymerase II transcription regulator complex. Gene Ontology annotation, molecular function: nuclear receptor activity; RNA polymerase II cis-regulatory region sequence-specific DNA binding; zinc ion binding. The transcript has 5 exons. The coding region runs from base 619 to 2190 and encodes 523 amino acids. Lineage: Eukaryota; Metazoa; Echinodermata; Echinoidea; Temnopleuroida; Toxopneustidae.
GCACAUGGAAGCAACCCACACUCACUCACUCCCUCGCUCGCACACCCACACACACCCGCGCACACACACACACACACACACAACGCUCUCGCGCACGACGUAAUAUUACGUGAGGAUGUACGGUUUGUACAUUGUAUGCAACUCUUGCAUGAGUUUAUGUCUCUGUUGGCGCAUGCGUAGUUGGUCUGUUGGCCGCACGUACCCUUGGUGAAGUCGUCUACUCGUAAUGUAGCUGUAUAAAGCCAAUCUAACCCACAUGGAACAUUACACUCAAUGGUUUACAUACGGCCUACUGCAUGUUACCCACUUUUCUGACUUUUUGGCGAGAUGUGGUACUGACUUUCUUCAUGCUCACGUUUUCUAUACACUUUUAUAUAGCAAACAAGAUUCCAUUUUCAAUCUUGACACAACUUAUGUGGAGUAGCCUUCUGUGUGUACUUGGGGAAACUUUUUGAGAAUUGAGACACAACUCAGCCCAGCUUUUAUUAAUAGCUGGAUAUCUUAUUUUUGCUGGACCUUUGAGUUUGAAAGUGUUUUCUUGACUUUUCUUUUACCGUUGUCUGAACGGUGACCUGCAGCCUGUCGACUUCGUGUCGACUGGACCAAAUUGUUUUAUUCAUGAAUCGAGAAGAGACCGGCGUUAAGAUUUCGAAUUACCGGGAUUACAACGCGUACCAUCGCUAUAAUAUGCCUAUGCUACCUGACCAUGCGGAGUACUUAUUCCCAUGCCCUGGGCCUUAUACCAUGGAUGACUAUGGUGAAAUUCCUCUGGAUACAUCUUGCCCGAUAAAAACAGCACCAGCUCUCCGGAUGGAUUUCAACUUCGACCAGUCAGACGUGAAACCUGAGCUUGAAGAGCCUUGUCCUGUAUGCGGUGAUAAGGUGUCAGGUUACCACUACGGUCUUCUGACCUGUGAAUCCUGUAAGGGGUUCUUCAAGAGGACAGUCCAGAACAAGAAGGUCUAUACCUGUAUAGAGAACAGGAACUGCGCCAUAGAUAAAACACAACGCAAAAGGUGUCCCUACUGUCGCUUUCAGAAAUGCCUCAAGGUUGGCAUGAAGCUAGAAGCUGUGAGGCCGGAUAGGAUGAGAGGAGGACGAAAUAAAUUCGGUCCCAUGUACAAACGAGACAGAGCACUAAAACAACAACAGAGAAACAGAAUAAUCGCCAGUGCCCGGGCUAUGUCUACACCCGGCAAUCCGGACAUUAGCAUGGCUAUCAAGAAUAUCCAUGCAGCGGCCUCAAGAAGUUCAGGACUCCCUCCACCGCCAACCGUGGUCAUCCGCGACCAUCUCAACAAAACCCCCAUCAUGAACAUCCCUCAGCCGAUGUCGUUACCACAGAACGACUACGGUGUCCAUCCCCCUCAGAUGCAGCCGCUCAACUACACGACGUCGGCAGCACCCAUCCAACCACCCACAUCGAGUCCGCCUCCACCCGCAUCGAGUACCAGUCCGUUGUCGGUGAAAGCCGAACCCGACCACACCCCGAAGCUCAUCCUAGAACUGAUCCGAAGUGAACCUGAUCAGGCUCAACUCCAAGCUAAGGUCGCCUCCUACUUCCAAACUGCCAUGGGUAUGACUGCACCAGGGGACUUCUUCAGCAUGGUCUGCAAGCUAGCUGACCAAACACUCUUCGCGUUUGUUGACUGGGCCAGGAAUAGUCUCUUCUUCAAAGAACUCAAGGUUGAAGACCAGAUGAAACUGCUUCAGAACUCAUGGAGCGAGCUCCUUCUCUUCGACCAUCUCUAUCGUCAGAUUCAUCAUCACGGAGAGGGCGUCCUCAUGAUAACGGGUCACACCCUAGACCAAGCAACACUCUCACACAUGGGUCCUGCCGACGUCAUCGACCAAAUGAGCAGCAUUGUCAUGCGCAUGCGUGAACUCAAACUGGAUCACAAAGACUACGUCUGCCUCAAGUUUAUGAUCUUGCUCAAUCCAGGUAUUGUUGCACUUCACGAUAAGCACAUCAUUGAUGGGUGCCAGGACCAAAUCAGUGCUGCCCUUCUGGAGCAUACCGUGACAGCAUACCCAAACGUUUCAGACAAAUUCAGAUUGAUGCUUAGGCUACUCCCCGAGAUUAGACAGAUCAGCCAACGGGCAGAAGAGUAUUUGUACUAUAAGCACCUAAACGGCGAAGUUCCCUACAACAGCCUUCUCAUGGAGAUGUUACACAGUAAACGAAAAUGAGCUAGUCGACUUCCUCUCUGUGACGUAACGUUGGAGUCUUAAGACUGAGUCGGGACCACUUAUGCACUUUGUCGCACCUAUGUAACACCUGACAGCUAUCGAGCCACACUUCCAUUCACAUGUGAGGCAAAGAUGGACAGACGAACAAACGAACAGACAGAAUCCUCGGAUCGCAUGAGAAAGUGAGGGCCAGUUUGGGAGUGUCUGAUUUUCCAGUGUGUGACAAGCGUUUUGUGCAUACGUUUCACGACGUAUCGUUCUCGGUGACACAGACUCGGGGUCCCUGCCGUGACGUAUGCAUCAAACUUUUAUAUGCAUGAAGAAUUGCUGAAUACGCAAACCAAAGAGUGUUUAUGGACAAGUCUGUAUAUACUAAAUAUAUAAACAUAUGUGACUCUUUUUAUCAUUACUAUGUCAUAUGGAAAGAUGUUCCUUUGACCCAUAUGAGAAGCAGACCGCAUGCAGGUUUUUGGUCAGUGCGCGCAAGCCACUGCCUCAACUCCUUUUGCCUAGGAGAAUAUCAACUUUUGAAACAACAAGUCAUGAAGGACACUAUACGAAGACCCUCUUAUGGUCAUGUCGUUUUUUUUAGUUUUUUUUUAUAGUUUGCUCGGAUGUGUUUAUUGAGAAGAACAUUAUAUGAGGAGGAUAAAGAAAGAGGAUGAUAAAUUGCAGCAAAGCUGUGUUUCCUUUUUAAAAGUAUGCCACGACUUCUGAAACGUCUUGUAUGUUGCUAUGGCAACAAAUUAUUGCCAGACCCCCACUGUAAAUUAGUUUAUGUUCCUAUAGUAUAAACUAUAAAGGUAUCUGUCAUGUCUAUGUUAGUGUAAAAUGACCAUCAAAUGGUGUUUUAUUUGAUCAAAUUAAAAUAACUAAAGAUGUAUUUUGAAAAGUGUGAACAACAAUUUAAAACAAGAUAUUAAAUCAUCUUGUUGUCCUGAACACCACUUUGAAACCACAUCUCACCAAAAUUAUUCAAAAGGGUUGGGAUGGAUUGAAAUGAAAUAAGGUGUUAAGUGAUUAAAAAUAGUAAUGAAAUUCGUGUAGUUUGUAUCCAUAAACCAUGAAAUUUUUGUGCAACCAGCUUUGCAUUAAAUGCACGCACACACUGAAAUCAUAUAGGUCUUGAGUACUAGAAUCAGAUUAAAUGGCUUAAUCUUGGGUCCAUUCGUUCUUGAUGUCAUACAAACUAAGUUUGUUGGUUUUUCUUUAACUGCUUAAUAUAGAAUUUGUCAAACUUAAUUCAUCUGGCUGAACUUUAAUUUUGUUAUUAUUUCAAACUUGGCAAAGUGCCCACAAUAAAUUACUGACCAGACGGUGGCAUUGCUUACAAUCAAAUCCUAAUUGUAAUGGUCAAAAUGUAGGGACAGUACCACAAUAUUGUAUGUUAGUGAACGUUUAUAUCUGACACUCAAACCAUUUUCUUUCUUUAUGUCUAAGCCCCCUUACCAAAAUACACCACCCUCUCUUUUAAAGGAAUAGCAUGCCAGAAGGAUAGGUAUGUGACCAAAUAAAUAAAAUUCACAGCUCUGACUGGAUUUGAAAAAAAUCUGCACAAGUUGCUUGGCUUUAGCACAAAUCAACUUCUGUCUCUGCAUAGGCAUCGAUUCGUUCUGUAACUAUGUUGGAUUUUGUGUCUAUCUACGUGAUUGUGCUUUUAUUAAGUCUAAAUCAGUGAUAUUUGAUUUUAUUUUUUUGCUUUGAGCACAACAUAAUAUUCUGACAUUGCGCUGAAUAAAGCACUUAACUUAAAUGUCUUGUAUGCACAAAAUGUAGUUUUGGUUACUUCACCAGAAAACACUGCCCUCUGUUUUAGAUAUUUGUACAGUUUCCGAUAGAUUCUCAUUGUAAGACCUCAGCAAAUUUUUGGUAAUAUUUGUUAUUUUUUCAACGAAAAUAUGAAGUAAUGUGAAAUAAAUCUAACACUUUAAAAAAGUGUCUAACAAUUCCAUGAAAUAGACUUGGUUCACUGUACUGGAAUGGCGAAUUUAAAGGAUUUUGAACUAUGCAUAUGAUUAUCAUUUUAAGUCUAUAUACAUAGCUUUCCCUUUUACACGCCCCCAGUCUCUGUUUAUAUCGAAAGUGGGAAGGAAAAGGAAGGAAUUUUGUCAGCCUCAUGUUCUCCGCAUCCGGGCAUUUUGUGUGUGAUCUCUUACAGGGUAAAUGUAAAUGAGGUUGAGGGAGAGAAAAAAAACGCGUACAACGGAGUACUUAUACGUCACUUUAAAGACCAUGGAAAUGUUUUAUAUUAUGAUGUUCAAAUAAUGAUUACUCCCCUUAAUGGACUUUGUCAAAAUUCUUGAUGUUCUGAAUUUGUUGUACCAUUGUUGAUUUAUGUCUUUGCAAAGUAAAUGUUCCAAUUUGUAUUGAUUUGAUUCAGAAUACUCACUGUCCAAUGUAUAAUUGAAUUAAUUCCCACCAUUAUUUAAAUGACUUAAGUGUUAAGUCCUCGUCAUUUAUGCCAUUAUUUCUAUUGCGUGAGGUAUUCUAGUAUUUACACACACACAUAGUUCCUAGACUUGUACCUGUAAUUAGGUCCAUACCCAUUUUACAGUUCAUUAUGCCAAUUUCGAAUUGAGAGGAGACUAAUAUUGGUUUGUUUUUUAAUUCCCACGAGUAUAUUCCACUAUGUAGGGAAACAUUUUGUUAACAUUGCAUAAAACUUCUUACUCAAGAGAAAUAUUGCUACGCUAAUGUGCGCAGUGGAUCUGUUUUUAAUCAUAAUAUUGAAAUAUUUUGUAGUAUAUACAGAGACUGGUGCAGAACACUAGUCGAUAAACUACUUUUUAAGCCGUAAAGACGUUUCCCCUGUGUGGGUUGUAUAGAUGUUAUUUGUCGAUUCAGACAUUAAACUUUAAAAAAGUGUCUAACAACUCCCGGUGUAAUAGUGUAAAUUAUAGUUUCAUGAAAUGGUGUGCUUUAUCUACUUUCACCCCCCCCCCCUUUUUUUUUUCAGGCUGACUUGAUACGCGAUUUCUUGAUCAUAUUUAGAUUAUUUUCAUCUGAUAUUCGAUUUAUAUUAAGCCAUGGGGCGUCCCAUAUUUGCCAUAAAAAGGUAGAAUUUCUCAGUCUUAUGAAAAUCAUCAUUCGAUUCUGAAUUUUCAAAGAAAAUUUACAACCAACACCUACUUUCAUGAAAAGAAUAGUUUACAUUUCCUGAAUGAUGGAUGUCACACAACAAUGAUUUCUGCAUAAGUCGAGUCGGCCGCCUUGCCAUAUGAUAUUUCUCCUUUUCAUAAUUUUUCGCGUUAAUUUUCCAAACUAACUUCUAUUGUUUUACCUAAGCUUUCUUGGUCUCUGCUGUCAUUUUUGAUCAAACAUGGUUCAGCGCGCACAUUUUUUUGACGAUUCUUCUGUUAUAUGAUAUUAUACCUUGCCUGGUUUGACGAAGUGACUCAUAUUGUCUAUACUAUUAUAUAUUUACAAGAGAUGUUUACUUCGUUAUUGAUAUGUACACUAAUUUUUUUUUUCGUUUUUGUGCAUUCAAAGUGCAUUCUGUACAAUUUUGUGGACAAAAAGAUAAUGGUUGUUGAACACAA